CACUUUGUGAGCCUGUGAGACUUCAGGCAUGUUCCCUGGCCGACACAAUCCCUUGUUUAUACUCUAUCUAGAGAAUCACUUCUCCAGUUGUCAUCGCAUUUGGUUGCACCAUUUCUUUGUUUAUACUAGAAGUAAAUGCGUUGUGUGUUAUUGUUCUAAGGGAUGAACAUCUCGUACAGCUUGAGGGAAAGCUGGGCUGUUCUGUCUGCUCCAAAUGUGCAAAAUGAAUGUGUUACAAUCACCCAGCAUGUAACUUAUUAUAAAGCACAAAAAAAACCUACCUUUUUGAAAGAUCAACUUUUGAACUGUGCUGUAUGUUCUGGUAUAACAUGUACACAGGACAACUGUACUGGAAUUUUGAGUUGUUUAGAAGGAGUUGCAAUAAAUUGCAUGUAGUUAUGUUUCUGCAUGUUUUCCCAAUAAUCACGUGAUUUAUUCAUUUCCCUCCACCACCCUUUUAGACUGAAGAGCUGGUGUCGAAAUCUCUAGAGAUGUCUGAUGAGAGUGAGCUGCAGGAGCAGUAUGAGGAAGCCCUGCAGUCUGUGAAGCAGCUGGAGGUCCAGCAGGGGGUGCUGUUCUUCAAGGUGGACUGGCUGCAGGACGUGUUGGAGGGGAUGGAGGAGCAGCUUGCUGAGGCGGAGAGGCAGAGCCGAGACGCAUACCAGGAGAUGGAGCGCGAGAGACAGGCCAAGAGAGAGCUGGAAGGAACAGUGAGGAGGCUGCUGCAGGAGCUGGAGAGGCUGAGAGAGGAGAAUUCCACCAAUCAGGUCACAAUGGUGGAGAAAGCUUGCGGGACAGAAGAUCUGGAAGGAAGCUGGACUGUGAGGGAGGAGAGAAAAGGGAGAGACGGAAGUUAUGGCGAAAGACAAGGAACAUGGGAAGGUGGAGGAGGAGGAGAGAGAGAAGAAAACAGAGAUAAAGAGAGAAUCCAGGAAGAGAACAACCAGGAUCUUAAAUACCAGCUUCCUGUUUAUAAAGCCAGGGCUGGCAACAUUCCAGACAUCCCCGAACCUCCCGCCGAAGUGAGUUCAGAAAACCAGGACGGGAAAUAUUCCAACAUGGGAUGGGAAAGAGAAGGAAAGACUCAUUUUAUAAAGGACAUGGAAAACUCCCAGCAAGAAAGGGUAGUUCUUGACAACAGCCAGGGAGCAGACUUGGAAUCUAGUGAGAGACUCAAGGAAGAGAGAGGGAAAGAGGAUGAUACAAAGGUAGAAGAGACUGCUGGAAAGAGGGAGUUGAAGGCAGGACCGAAGGAGGAUGAGCAAAAACCAGGAAAAUUGGAGACAACAGCCGGAGGAAUUCUGUCAUCCUUUUUUGGAAAACUAAGUGCGAAACCUCUAGAUCUCAAGACUGGAAACCCCCAACAGCUACAAAAAGAGGAGACAGCAGUCCUGAACCCUGAACACCAGGUGGUACUAGAGGGCAAUGGAAACACAGUGAUGGCAGCAGCAACAGAGAUGGAGCUUCAAGCAGGGAGCCAGCAUAGGAGUGCAGAUCCAGGACCGACUCAAACACAGUUACUGCUAGUAAACAGAGCGGAAUUGGAACGGGGUGGAGAGCAGGCACUGGGAGUUCCUAGCACUGCAACAGGAGAUGAAGAGGGGGUGGGAAAGGGGGGCAGAGAUAGAGUGCAAAUCACAAAGGGAGAAUGGAGCACGGUGUCCAUAGAUAGCAGCACAGAUUUAGCCACAAAUUCUGAUUUAAAUAAAGAUUUAUUCACGUCUGUAGCCACGGAUUUGGGGAAGACAGUUGCAGAGCCAGAGAAGGGGGUAGAAGGAGCCGUGCAGGAGAAGAUUGCAGAUCUCAAAGCGACGGAGGGCAAGGAGGAAGAUGAACGCACCAUGGUCAAACUCGAGAAAAUGUUCCACAAGACUUUUUCCAAGUUUCCCAGCUUCCGCCUUUCACCUGGUGAUGAAACAGAAGGGAAGCGGGAUAGCAUUGGGAAAAGUGGGAUCUUAGAAGAGGAGAAGAACAAUUCCAAUGAGGUAAAAGAGAUUGCUGGGAAAACCAAGGAAAGUCCUCUGAAACGGGAUGCCAGGGAAGCAACGGAGAAAGUCUUUUCGGAAAUUUCAGCUCCGAAGAUGAAAGAGGCUCGAUCUUCUUCCGGGGAGGAUGUCAUGCAGGACUGUCUGGAGAGGGUGGAUGGACAUCUGGAAUCGCCUUUUCUGGAUGCUAUGGGAAGCCCGGAAGCAGCUGAUGGGCAAAAGUCAUUCCAAGGUCAGGAAUCUACCCCAUCCAUGAAUUCCCCUCCAAGCGACCUCUCCCAGUCCCGGGAAUCUUUGAAUGAGAAACUCAAUUCCGGAACACAAGUUGGGAAUAGUCCGGAACCCUGCAGCAUCUCCUGAAACAUUCCCACACCGUUCCCCAGGGGUUUUCAAGUGAUGGAAUUACUUUAGAUUUGUUCACGUAUUUUAAGUUCUUGUUUAUAGAUGUUCACUUGAGGAGCACAGCUGGGACACUGUGUCACUCGCCCUCUGCCCGUCUCCACCCCGCAUCUCAACACUUUUCUUUGGGUUUUCUUAUAAAAUGCAGUUCCCAUUUAAUUUUAAAAUUUUAAUUUUUGAAAUCUGUGUAAAUAAUCAAAUAUAAUAAUGCCAUUUCUAGGUCUCUGAUAGUCCAGAAUGGUUUGUACCAUUUAGAAGACCACAACAAGCAUUAAAUCCUCAGUAGGACUGCUUGAAACUCACACUAGCCCAGCGCUGGGGUUCAGACACGCCUUCAAACAAGUAUAUCAUUGAAAUGAUCAGGAGGCUUAUGUUAAAUAAUGGGUUCCUCCCUUAUAGCUGCAUGAACAGCUCCUAUUAGUAAAUGAUCGUUUCCGAGCAUAUUUCCCAGGGUCCUAGCCCCUCCUGCUCCUGCUCUUUUCAAUAAUAUCCCUGCACAGGGGAAUGUCUGAAGCCUAGGACUGGGUGCAAGACUAGUGCCAGGUUCAGGACUUGGAACGCCCACCCCAGUGUAAGCUACAGUAGCAGACAAACGAGUUGGGGUCUCUAUUGUUAGCCACUGCUCUGAAACUUCACGCAAAAUGAUGCAAGCAUCAGCCAAAGAGUACAAAUAUCUCAUUUUAAACACUUCUGUUAAGGUUGGACUUGGACCGUUUGCAUGUCAGUGAUAGACAUGUUAAACCCCAUUAGUAGAGGAGGAGACUGAGCUGCACCAGUGACUUUUGAAAACCACCUUGAAUUCUGUUCUAAAAUGAUGAGGACUGUGCCAGCAGUUGGGCCCGUGCUAAACCCUUCCAUAGUUACCUGGGUGCUUUCCGAUCGGUUCGUUGAAGACAUACAGACUCCGGUUUUGAGAUUUGAUGAUCGCUUGAAUAUCUCCUGUAAUACCCAUCCUGUCAUUGUCUUCUCUGUAGGUGUAAUAACCAGGACUAGGCAAGCAGAACCCGUCACGUAUCUUUCCUCCAGUUAUCUGUACAGCGGCGUGCUCGAGCUAAUUCGGUGGCAGUUCUAGGAUAUUAUAAAUCACUGUAUUAAAGAUCCAUGUUAUCCUGUGUAAAAAUAGCUCUGAACUCACCAGGUGAUAAAGAGAUGUUCAUGGUCCUGAGAUACUGUUAACACCAGAUUUGAUUUCGUUACUGUUUUAACUUUUGUUUUAGCUGUUGUGUAAAUGAUAUGUGUGCUGUAGAGGUAUAUGGUUUUUAAUGUGCUGUUACAGCUGUGCAAAUGUGUUGGUUGAAGAAUAAAAGUGGUAUUGUUAUUA
Messenger RNA from Polyodon spathula (Mississippi paddlefish), 3705 nucleotides. Its product is annotated as leucine-rich repeat flightless-interacting protein 1. The transcript has 4 exons. The record is from RefSeq and is a predicted model, not a curated record. Gene Ontology annotation, biological process: regulation of DNA-templated transcription. Bases 492 to 2345 code for a protein of 617 amino acids. NCBI's taxonomy places the organism in Eukaryota, Metazoa, Chordata, Actinopteri, Acipenseriformes, Polyodontidae.